AUCUGUCACUCCACCCCUCUGCAUCUGUGAAGUCUAGCGGAGGAUCGCAGGCACAGAGUCACAGCAGCACCGGACCGGUAAUGGUAUGUGUGUGGCACACAUCUCAGUGCGCACUGCAGCUCUCCAGCCUCACUGGCACUGUCUUCUGUGAUCGUUUGUAAAUACAGCAUGUUGUUUGAGUGCUGCUGUGAGCUCGCACAACCUGCGCUGAUCAUAUAAACUCGAGACCAGAGAAACAGCUGAUCCACGGAUGGUCGUCUGGGGCAACAAUCACUGGAGCCAAACAAGUCUUCAGCCUCUGCUGUGAGGUGCAUUUGGUCGAUGAAGGCGACUCAUCAUUGUGAUGUAUAAUGGCUCCUGCUCUGAGUGCUAUGAUGGGGUCAGGGGCCGUGGGGUCACAGGUUGCGGGGGCGGCGAUGCUGGCUAAAGGGGAGCUGGCACUUGUAGGCACACUCACGGGACUCACGGCUUUCCUGCUGCUCUCUGUCCUGCUGCUGCUGUGUGCAAGCUGCCAGGGGCAGAAAAAAGGGGGGCCACCAGGAGACCAUGAAAACCUGAUGAAUGGGGUGUCAGAAAAGGAAACAUGUAGUCAGUCAGUAGAAAGUCAUGGCACUGACUUGGCAGUCAGCAGCUCCCAUAAUGGGCCUCUUACAAGUGGUACAGUACUCACGGACACAAUGGACACAAGUCCCCAGCCUUCAGAGGACAUGCUGUCCAGCCAAUCAGAGAUCAGAUCCUCUAAGUAUCACCAGGAUCGUGAAUUACCCAGCAUUCCACCCACCGAUACCCUCCAAGCAGCUGUGGUCAAUGCUCAAGUUGCCUCAGAUGGCACGUACGAAGUGGUAAAGGAAAACGCCUCCCGUGAUGUCAGUGUCGAGGACUGUCUGUACGAGACAGUGAAAGAGCUCAAGGACAUUGGCCUACCCAACGGUACAUUAAGCCCAGAGGAACCACCUGCACCUCUUCUCAAUGGCCACCCAAGUCCUGCUACACCAGACCACACCAUGCUGCCCAAUGGUGUCGAGUAUGCCUCCGUCAAUCUCAGCAAGAAGAGCCGCUACAGCACUGACCUGGAGGCUAGGCGCUCUGCCGCCAUUGUGAAUCUCACAGAUCCUGAGGACGAAAAACCACCUCCUAUACCAGACAAAGUACUGGAUGAGAAUGACAACCAGCAGAUUCCAAAUGGACAGUUACACUCCCCGCCAAUGACUCCAGAGCUUCAGGACAGUGUGUCUCCAGACAGUGAGUUAUCAGACAUGUACUCCAAGGUAGUGAAGAAUACUGUAAAGGAGACUGAGAAUGACUACAGCAGCAUCGGAGAGAUCAAAGGAAUGGUGCCGGAGUCGACUUCCAGUGAUCUUUAUGCCACAGUUGGGGAUGAUUACCCAAUGGCUCUUGGCUCCCAGCCUCCCGAGGGGCUUACAGAGAAUGCAGACCCUGAGUACGAGACCAUCAAGAUCGCCAAAGCCGCUGAAGAGGCUCAUCAGGGCAAUGGGAUCGUGGAACCUGACUAUGAGAGCGUGGGGGAACUGGGUCUGAACGGGGAGAUCUCUCGUCUCUGACCACCCUUCUAAGGGACUGUGGACAAUGAGAACUCACUUCUUUGAGGUUUAGAAGUGGAAUUUGGAGUGGUAUCAUAAGAAUAAUGCACUUAACCUUUCCUGAUUGAAUGUUUCUCAGUAUAGCAUUUAUGCACCCCUUUGUUUUUGAACAUUAUUAAUGAUAGGGUUCAUUCAGACCUGCGACCCAGGACAGGAAAUGAAACACUCUAGAGUCGCUCAGAAGAGGGUUUGUUAUUCUGUUCAUGUGGAUAAUUGGGGACCACAAACCCGAGGUGCCCCUAUAUCAGCUGUGCUCAUUGGCAUCAUUUAUGACAUACAUGUCUCCACCACUUUUUUGCCAUGGCCAGAUUUGUCCCCGCCAUUUUCUGAAAUAGCUUGCAAUAGGGAUGUAUCUAAUGCAGCAAUGUUCUCUCCAGCUCACAUGCCAUCUCAGAUAUCAAUAUAUAUGAUCCAAUCUAUUGCGUUUCCUCAGCUCAUUCCUGUUCUAGUGAAAUCACAAAACAAACUGCUAACAAUUUUGUUCCCACUACUGAUAUCCACUUAUGUAAAGCUGUAAUUAUGGUUAGAAUUCCAUUAGGGUGGAUUAGAAACCCAAACCCCUCAUAUACAAAGGAAUCAUCAAUGCUAGACCAAAGAUUCAGAAUUCAUAUGUAGAAAUAUAAAGCAAGAAUGACUGCUGCAUUGAGAUCUUAGCGACAAAUGUGCGACUGAAAUUAGUUUAAAUGAUUUAAAGACAUUUAUAAUGGUAAUGACUGACUCGAAAAUAGGCUACUACACACUUGAUCAGUAUAUUACAUAUACUACUUAUCAAAACAGUAAAAAAAAAAGAAGUUAUUUUUGCAUAUCCUGAUUAAUAUUCAGAAGCUAAGCCUUCACUAUUUUGUGACUUAACAGCACAUCUAUAUAACCCCCUUAUCACAUUUCUAAACAAAGUCACACCAGUGGCUGUUGUCUUAUAAGAAAUAUUGUAUUUAUAAAGAGUACUAGUUGUUUCAACGCUUUUGCACACCGCACCUGCUGUAAGCUGCACUCUGCCUGCCCGUUUUCACGUGAUACUAGUUGAGCAACUGACGGAGUGGUGUCCUUAUAUAACCCCGAAAAGAGAACCAAUCAAAUACAGUCAACAGCAGACCUCUCGGCUCAGACCAUUAAGGAAGUACACUCAUUUUAAUCAUUCAGAACUGCUGGAGCAUUUGGUUUUACAAGUAGUAAGCAAGUGAUGUUCACGUAACACAUAUCAAAAUAUAAAAGAAGAACAUUUAAGUGUAGCCAUCAUUCUGAGCCUUUUAACAUGUUUUAUAAUUAAUGUGUCAAAUGACAGGCUCAGUUGAGGAAGUGAUCUUUUAGGUACGCAAAGUUAAGCACACUCAUUUAUGAGUGUACUAAAAGGGUAUUAAUGAAAAGUUGACUAUUAUCUAUUGCUGGUGUUCAGUUGUUCACUAAUUGCCAUUUGUGAUGUUAUUGAGCUAUGUUGCAUCAAUAUGUAUGUGUAUUUUUUUUUUUAUUGAUGGAGCUAUAUUGAUUAAGUGUAUCAGAUACAUUGUAUAUUUCAGAUAUUGUUUGGUUUUUACAUGUAAUAGGUACGCAACAUUUCAAAAGGCUGAAAAGCACAUCAUGGUACUGCCACACUGCAGCUUUGCCUGGCAGCUUAGUAAAUGUACUUUAUUAUCAGGUAUGCAUUUAGCUGCUUUUACAUUCAUGUAGCAGUAUAAUCAAAGUCUGGACGCUGCAUGGGACAACUUCAUGCCAAGAGACACUUGUAAAUAUUCAAAUGACUAUUUUGAUCUGUUAAAUUAUAUCGUUUAAGUAUGGUUCUGUGAUGAUUGGCGACACCAUUAAGUGACAGCAUGAGGAAAUUUUAUAGCUUGUUUGUAUUGAGGAAAUAAUGAAACUUUAAAAGUCAGUGGAAUACAUGCUGUUUUCUAAAUGCAUUUUUAAUUAAAGAAAGUUUAAAGGAGGAUUAUUAACAUUUAAAAGGCUAAUGCAGGAAUAUGUAUCACUUUGGAUUUCUUUAGCACUAUUUAAAAUGUGAGGUUUAAAUAAGGACUGUGGAUGGAGUCCCAGUGUUGUCCGUGUUUGCUUGUAAUGGUACAUUGUGUUGGUACAGGUUCCAUAUUGAGAAGAUUCUUGUUAUAGUUAAUAUCAUGGUGAAACUUUGUAUGUUUUGUUUCUCCCUCUAACCAAAUUCUGUGUAUUUAAUUGUAAAUAAGAAUGAAUUUUGCAUUUGUUUAUUUCAUCAUAAUCUUUGUAUUGUGGUAUUUGCUUCUUAAACAAUAUAGUCAUGCUGGACUAAUAUAA
Molecule: messenger RNA, 3860 nt
Organism: Megalobrama amblycephala (Wuchang bream)
Lineage: Eukaryota; Metazoa; Chordata; Actinopteri; Cypriniformes; Xenocyprididae
Gene: pag1
Product: phosphoprotein membrane anchor with glycosphingolipid microdomains 1
Exons: 8
Coding region: 351-1562 (403 amino acids)
Biological process (GO): negative regulation of T cell activation; intracellular signal transduction
Cellular component (GO): membrane raft; plasma membrane
Source: RefSeq, a predicted model, not a curated record